CGCCGGUUGAAAUAAUUGCACGCAUUUUUUACAACUCUGGUUAGAGAGAGAGAGAGACUGUUGAACUGGUGGCAGAAGAAUGUAUUGGCAGCAGGAGUGGAGAAAGAAAUGGACUGUUGGUUGAAUCUUAGGAAUUGGUUUGGAAUUCAGAGAGCUUAGCCUUGAAGUUUGUUGAGGCUUUAUUUUGAUUGAGCUUGAGUUGUGGUUUUUGGAGCAGAAAAGUUUUGGUUUUGAGUUCUGAAGUUUGGCUCUUGAUUAAGCUUUGACAGUCGAUUCCACGGAGUAGAAGCAGAUGGAUACGCUGGAACUCCAAGAAUUUUUACGGUGAUUGAGGAAUUGGAGAAUUGGGUGGUCGAAUCCGUGAGCGCUAAGAAUUGUUCUAAUGACAGAUCUGUGCUAGGAGAUAUCUGGGAAAUGGCGGCUUCGGAUGUUUCUAUAAAUGGAAAUUCCGGUUAUAGCGACCAUAAAGAUGUUCCAAACUCAACGGACGGGGAAAAAGGCCAUUCCACAUUUUCAGGCACCAGCAAAGAUGCCGAGACGGCGCUUUACACGGAGCUCUGGCACGCGUGUGCGGGUCCUCUGGUGACCGUGCCUCGUGAAAACGAGCGCGUGUUCUAUUUCCCUCAGGGACAUAUCGAGCAGGUGGAGGCGUCUACCAAUCAAGUGGCGGACCAGCAGAUGCCAUUAUAUGAUCUUCCCUCUAAGAUCCUUUGCCGGGUCAUUAAUGUACAAUUGAAGGCUGAAGCCGACACGGAUGAGGUGUUCGUGCAAGUAACUUUGAUUCCCGAGGCAAACCAAGAUGAGAACUCUGUGGAGAAGGAACCUCCCCCACCUCCACCACCACGAUUUCAUGUGCACUCUUUCUGUAAGACGCUAACGGCCUCGGAUACAAGCACUCAUGGUGGAUUUUCAGUGUUAAGACGUCAUGCAGAUGAAUGUCUCCCGCCACUCGACAUGUCAAGGCAGCCUCCGACCCAGGAGUUGGUUGCCAAGGACUUGCAUGGAAAUGAGUGGCGAUUCAGGCAUAUCUUUCGGGGUCAACCGCGAAGGCACUUGCUUCAAAGUGGUUGGAGCGUGUUUGUUAGCUCUAAAAAGCUUGUUGCUGGGAUGCGUUUUUUACCUCUUAGGGGUGAGAAUGGGGAGCUUCGCGUUGGUGUGAGACGAGCUAUGAGACAGCAGGGUAAUGUCCCAUCCUCAGUCAUAUCCAGUCACAGCAUGCAUCUUGGUGUCCUUGCCACUGCAUGGCAUGCCAUCUCUACUAGGACCAUUUUCACUGUGUACUACAAGCCUAGGACAAGUCCCGCUGAAUUUAUUGUUCCCUAUGAUCAGUAUAUGGAGUCUAUCAAGAAUAACCACUCCAUCGGGAUGAGGUUCAAAAUGAGAUUUGAAGGUGAAGAAGCUCCUGAGCAAAGGUUUCCUGGUACCAUAGUUGGAGUUGAAGAUGCUGACACCAAGAGGUGGCCAAAGUCCAAAUGGAGAUGCCUCAAGGUGAGAUGGGACGAAACAAGUAUUAUACCUCGCCCAGACAGAGUUUCGCCUUGGAAAAUAGAACCAGCUCUUGCUCCUCCUGCACUAAAUUCCCUUCCGAUGCCCAGGCCAAAGAGGGCCCGAUCAAACAUGGUUCCCUUAUCCCCUGACUCCUCAGUUCUUACCAGGGAAGGUUCAUCUAAAGUGGCUCUAGACCCUUUGCCAUCAAGUGGAUUUUCAAGGGUCUUGCAAGGUCAAGAAUUCUCGACCUGAGGCAAUUUUGUGGAGAGCAAUGAGUCUGACACUGCUGAAAAGUCCAUUGUGUGGCCACCUUCACUAGAUGAUCAAAAGUUUGACAUAGUUUCUGCAUCGAGAAGAUAUGUGUCAGAGAACUGGAUGUGGGGGAGGCAUGAACCAACUUACACGGAUUUGCUGUCGGGCUUUGGGGCUAAUGCUGAUAUUUCCCAUGGUCCCUUUGCACCCUGUGUUGAUCAAGCUUCUGCAGCUGUUAAAUUUUCAAGAAAACUUUCACUUGACCAGGAAGGGAAGUUUAACUUUCUGGCUAGCCAAUGGUCCUUGCCCUCCAAUCUCUCGCAUAACUUGUUGGAUACUAAUCUGAACUGUCCUGUACAAGGUGGUGAUGUAGCUUAUCAAGCACAAGGCAAUGCUAGAUAUGAUGCCAUUACUGAGUCCUCCAUGCUCCAUUGUCACAGAGUUGAGCACCCACAAGGAAACUGGUUGAGGCCUCCACCAGCCCCAUGUCAUUUUGAGACACCUGCUCAUUCGAGAGAGCCAAUGCCUAUACCUAUAUCGGUACAGCAAUGUGAGGCUGUGAAACCCAAAGAUGGGAACUACAAGCUCUUUGGCAUACCCCUCAUUAGUAAUCCUGUUACAACAGGGCCAGUAGCACCACAGAGGGGAAUGAUGAAUGAACCAGGUGGUCAUAUACUUGAUACUUCGCACCCGGCUCGUACUCUUGAGUCUGAUCAAAAGUCAGAACAAUCCCAGGGUUCAAAAUCAGCAGAGAAUCCUCUUCCUGUUAAUGAGAAGAAAUCUGUACAAAGACGUGAGCAACAUUCAAGAGAGGUGCAAGGCAAGACACUAGGAAGUUCAACUAGGAGUUGUACCAAGGUUCACAAGCAGGGGAUUGCACUUGGUAGGUCAGUGGACCUAACUAAAUUUAAUAAUUAUGAAGAACUGAUUGCUGAAUUGGACCAAUUGUUUGAGUUUGGUGGUGGAUUGAUGGCUCCUCAAAAGAAUUGGUUGGUUGUAUACACUGAUGAUGAGGGUGAUAUGAUGCUUGUUGGGGAUGAUCCCUGGCAAGAAUUUUGUGGCAUGGUUCGCAAGAUUUUCAUCUACACCAGAGAGGAGGUCCAGAAGAUGAACCCAGGGACCCUUGAUUCAAAGGUUGGGGAGAAUCAAUUGGUUGGUGAAGAAGGGAAUGGGAACGAAGUGAAGUCUCAGCCGCUUUCUUUUGCAUCAACGCCUGAGAAAUGUUAGGCCUGGUUCUCAUGGGUUCUAGGGUUCGGAGGAGAGUGCUCUACAGUCGUUCCAGUUGGGCAUUAUGAACUAAUUGAGAUGGAUGUGUCUCACGCUCGUUUAGUUAGCUCCUUCCUUUGUCUCUAAGAUAUGAGAUGUAGAUGACAGAUAUGAUAUUACCAGUUUUGCACAUGUUGAAUGUUUUAUGCUGUCCAAUUUUAUACAUAAAAUAUGUACGUAUACCGAUUUGUGGGGCAAGGUGAUUCCUACCCUUGCGAUUGCAGACCAUCUCUCCUUGUACAUAUAGCCUCACUACCCUACUGUAAGUAAGAGCAUACAGCUUCUAAUGUCUUUUGUGUAAGAAUUCAGUCAUCUAAUGUUUUCAUUUUGAUGGUUUUGAAAAA
Juglans microcarpa x Juglans regia is the source of this 3350-nucleotide messenger RNA. Its product is annotated as auxin response factor 2B-like. The record is from RefSeq and is a predicted model, not a curated record. Gene Ontology annotation, molecular function: protein binding; DNA binding. Gene Ontology annotation, biological process: response to hormone; regulation of DNA-templated transcription. Gene Ontology annotation, cellular component: nucleus. NCBI's taxonomy places the organism in Eukaryota, Viridiplantae, Streptophyta, Magnoliopsida, Fagales, Juglandaceae.